Messenger RNA from Empidonax traillii (willow flycatcher), 4268 nucleotides. It is a transcript of the gene CDHR5, whose product is annotated as cadherin related family member 5. The record is from RefSeq and is a predicted model, not a curated record. Gene Ontology annotation, biological process: cell-cell junction assembly; homophilic cell-cell adhesion; adherens junction organization. Gene Ontology annotation, molecular function: calcium ion binding; cadherin binding. Lineage: Eukaryota; Metazoa; Chordata; Aves; Passeriformes; Tyrannidae. The transcript has 14 exons. Gene Ontology annotation, cellular component: adherens junction; membrane; catenin complex. The coding region runs from base 1240 to 3366 and encodes 708 amino acids.
CAGGAUCCCCCCACAUGAGGCACGUUGGGAUUGCCCACAGUCCAGCUGUGCACAGAGUCAGAAUCCAUGGAGCAGGAACUCAGCCAGGUGUCAGAUUCUGUGGCAAAGAAAUGUUCUGAGAGCUACACAACAGAGAUACUGUAAAUGUUGUUUCCACUCCAUUCUGCCCCUGGCCCAGCUUUCUCAGAGCCACUAAAGACAGAGUUCCACAUGGAGGAAUUUGUUCCCACCACUUAACGAGGUUUACACACUGUUGACAUGCAGAUUCCCUCCUCUGAUAGAACAGCCACUCCAGCUUUCCUGUAAAACCAACAGAUUCUGGAGAGCAGCUAUAAAAGGAGAAUCUUCAGCUGCAGUCCUGUGCUGAGCACAGCCCUGCUCAGCCCACCCUGCUCCAGCACUUUUCACCACCUGUAAUGUACCUGACACCUGCAAAGGAGCCCUUCCCACUCCAGUGCUCACCUGACCACCAUUCCCUUACUGAGGGGCCGAACAAACCUGGCAGUUGUUUAUUUUGGUCCAUAGGAGGUCUCUGCUAGGAAAGAUUCCUCUUGGAAUACUUUUGGAAGGAGUGUUGACAGCCUGGAUUUCAUUGAGCCACUAACAGCCACUUGGCUGAGGUGCAGCAGAUGAGAACCUUCUGAAAUCAGCUGGCAAUUUAAAAGAAUCAGUGAGAGCAGAGGGGAAGGGGAUUGUGGGAGGCAUCCCUUCAAGGAGCCACUGCUGGCCACUGGUAGAAGGAGGUGUGUUUUCCCUACAGAGUUGCUGGGAAAUUCCUGAGCUGCUGAACAUCGUCCCUGUCGGGACCUACUCGUCUCACCUUGUGGAAUACAGACCCCAUCUCUGGCACAUCAGAAACCUUCCCCCUGGGAGAGGCUGGAGAAUACAGCCAGCUGCCCAAGUGCCAGCCCUUGUCCUUCAUGCUCAUCUCAAGGGGGAGGGCUUGGCCCUGAGUUCUGAAAUGCUUCAAAUACAUUCUCGUUGCCACAGAGUUCAGGACAGGAGAGACCCAGGGAAAGAAGGAACAGGAAUGUACAUGUCAUCAUGUUCCAUGACUGGUAAAUCUUUCAACAACUCAUCCAAUGAGGCAAGGAGGCAAAGGUUGAAACUCAGCAAUCCACUCCAGUCGGUGUUUCUGCCGUCACAAAGCCGUGAGUGCAGGAGACGGCACUGGGAGAAACGGGGAGACAGGAUCAGCUUAGCUGGGAACAGGGAUUGUUCAGCCACUGGCAGCUCCCCAUGGCUGUUUCUCACUGGCUCCUCACACCUGUGCUCUUCCUGCUGCCCCUCAUGACACGAGUUUCAGCACAGCAGCAAGGAUGUUCUGUCAGUGACAGGAACCCGAAAGUUCCUGAAAAUAACUCCCCUAACUACGUGGUGACCACCAUCCACGUGGAGCCAGGGUUCACCGUCGCCAUCGACCCCCGCUACCCCGACGGCAGGUUCUUCGCCAUCCAGGAGGCUGAGCUGCUGCUCACCGAGUCGGUGGACUAUGAGGAAAACCCCCUGCUGGUGGUGAGCUUGAUCUGUGAGGACUCUGCUGGCCAGAGCGAUUCUUUGGAAAUCUUUGUCACCAUCCUCAAUGAAAAUGACAACGAUCCGCAGUUUCCACAGCCGAAUCUCACCAAGUUUGUCCGAGAAGACACAGAGGUGAAUGCAACCGUUGUGGCCCGUGAAGAUUUAAGCGCUACCGAUGCUGACCUGGACAUCAUCUACUAUGAACUCACAGCCACAGUGCAGGGCACAGACGGUUAUUUUGCCAUAAAAGGAGUUAAUAACCCUGAAAUUUAUUUACAAAAAGCACUGGACUAUGAUAAAUUUCAGUCGACAAGGUUGCUGUUGUAUGCAAGGGACAGGCCUGUGGGCAGCACUGACCUCACCAGAACAGCCACUGCAACAAUAACCAUCCUGAUCACACAAGCAGACACCAGAGCACCCUGGUUCCUGCCCUGUGCCCUCCUCCACAACGACACCAGCGUCUGCGUCAGCAGCCCCUACUCUGGGACCGUCAACAUCUCGGAGAUGGCGGUGGAGCCACUGAUCCUGAGACCAGGUCCCAUCUAUGCCAUUGAUCCUGACUUCAGCAUAAACGAGAAGAUCUUGUACAGCAUCGUUGGGGGGAAUACAGAUGAAGUGUUCUCAGUGGACGCAGACACAGGGAAUCUCACUAUGAACAAAAUAGUGACUUCCCCAGACUCCUUCCUCUUGCAAGUCAUGGCCACCCAGGCCGACAAUGUCCGGAAAUACUCGGUAGCCACUGUAGAGAUAAAGGUCAUCAACAAGAGCCUUUAUCCCCCCCACUUCGAGAGGGGGCUCUACAAUGGCACCGUGGCGGUUGGGCUGCCCCCCAGGAGCUUCGUCUUCCAGGCUGGAGAUCCUUCCACCCCCCUGAGCAUCACGGCGGCUGAUGAGGAUUUCCCUGAUAAAUUCAACCCAAACAUUGAGUACUACAUCAAGAACAGCACCGACUUCACAGCGACCAGAGAUGGACUCAUCCUGACCAACGUGGUGCUGCAGUCCCCAGGAACUGUGUUCAUCGAGGCUGUUGGAAAAGAUGUGUUGAGCCAGCAGGAGGCAAGCACUGUAAUUGAGGUGGAGGUCCUGCCAGCCACAGCUGUAACCCCCUCUGAUAAGAUCUACUCUGCUCAGGACAUGGCUAUCCUAGGGGGCACCUUAGCAGCACUGCUCUUAAUUGCCUUGGUCUUCCUUGGAGUGCUGGUAUGGAAAUCCAGUAAAUGGUAUGGAAAACCUGUCAAACACCUGCUGAAGAAGAAGCUCUCCAAGGAAAUCUCUGGGGGUCACCACAACGAAUAUUACCAGGAAUAUGAAUACCCAGACGUGAGCACCAUACAGGAUCAGACAUCAGAAAACGGCAGUGUCCAGUCUGAGACCAGUGUGCCAGAGCAGCUGGCACCUCCCUCACCCUCCCACGAUGCAGGGGAAACUGAGAGUCUCUCUAGGGCUUCUACAGCUUCCAGCACCACCUCCAACCAGGGAGAUAAAGAGGAAAAAGAGGAAGAAGAGACUGGACAGGAGAAAGAGGUGAAGUCCAUCCUGAAGACAGACAGGCACGUGGCAGACGAUGGCUACAAAGCUGUGUGGUUUAAGACCGAUGUGGAUCCAGAGGCUGGAGAGAGGGUUGAAGUGAUUGAGAACCAUGCAGCAGCAGAUGAUGAUGAUGAUGAUGAUGACAGUGACCAAGAUCUGCAGAAGAAUGAGGAGGAGGAAGAAGAUUCUGACCCAGAUGAGCAGCACGGAGGGCUGGGAGUGUCCUUUGCCUCAGAGAGCUCCCCAUCCCCAGCUGCAGAGGAGACAGUCAACGUGUCUUAUACAGAUGCAGGGACAGGAGAUGACACUGAAUUAUAAUGGAAAUGGGCCUACAUACCCCCCAAAAUGGGGGAAUCUCAGCAGCUUUGCUGGCAUGAAGCUCAUCUUUCUGCUCAGGCAGCAAACUGGAAUGCAGAGGAUGAGGUUGCCUACCCUGCCUGUCUGAAUGCAGCAAAUAAGGCCAGAGGAGAUUACAGCUGAUUUACCCCUUUAGUGAGACCUUGGGACAUCACUUAAGAUUUGAGCUGGGGAACAUGUUUCAUCUCUCCACUUCCUGCCUGUUUCCCUGGGUCCCUUUCCAUCACCUUUCCCAAACUGGCUGCAGGUCCAGCAGAGCUGUACGUGAACUGACCUGGCAGCCCAGGUGUGACCGUAGCCCAGCUCGGGGAGCAGUUUAGUUACACAGUGCAGUGUUCAUCUCCUUAGUGGGUGAAUAAGUGCUUGGCUGUUCCCUUCAGGGUGUUACAGUUUGGUGUCAGCAAGUCCCCCUGAGCCUGCAGUUGUUCUUGUGACUGUAUCCAGGAGCUCACUUCAGGGCCUGGCUCUGCUCUGUGCUCCAGCUGGAAUGUGCCACCACAGUCCUCAUCCUGCCACCAGCCAGGAGGUUCUACACUCAGGAGCUGCUGUGUCCUCUGUCACUGGUUAACAAGCACUGAUCACAUGUUCUUUACUGAAGGACUUUGUCAUCAAUUUUCUGUGCCAUAAACCCGCUCAUUGUGCACUAUUUUAACUGUCUAUCACGAUCUGUCAGGGAAAAGAGCUUCUGAGGUAUUGCCUUCAGGCAUGGCCCUGAAAGUCAGCACUGUGUUUCCAGGUAGCAGGGGGAGGAAGGUGUUUGAUGCUGCUGUCCAGAUUUGCAUCUCCCAUCGACCCCUCUCUUCCCCCAACUGGCAGCCAAAGGCUGGGCUGGUCUCCACUGGCAUCUUCUGAUCAUCUGCACA